Molecule: messenger RNA, 2381 nt
Organism: Haliotis rufescens (red abalone)
Lineage: Eukaryota; Metazoa; Mollusca; Gastropoda; Lepetellida; Haliotidae
Product: protein cereblon-like
Exons: 9
Coding region: 44-1450 (468 amino acids)
Source: RefSeq, a predicted model, not a curated record
CGUGACCAUAAUAUCCCAUCGUGCCGCAAAUAAGUAAACAAAAAUGGCCGAGGAUUUACUUCCGCUCAUAGGGCAUAACAUCGGCGGUGAUGAUGAAAGUGAAUCAGAUAGCAAUGAAGAGGACAUUGCAGCAGAGACAGAAGAAUCUGUGGAAGAGGAUGAAAAUUACAACAACUCUAAGAAACAGAAGAAGAAGAAGAAGAAGGAUGAUGACAAAAAAAGAAUGGUCAACUUUGACAAAUCCUUGCCGACUGCCCAUUCAUACCUAGGCGAUGAUCUGGAAGAUGUACGUGGUCGUACCAUCCAUGACGAUGACUCGUGCGUGACGAUCCCCCUGCUGGCUCUGCCGGGGGUGGUGCUGGUGCCCGGUCAGACCAUCCCCCUCCAUCUAUUCCAGCAUCACAUGGUCGCCAUGAUUAAAAAUGUGGCAGAGAAGGACAAAACAUUCGGAGUCAUCACUUUUAGGUAUCAAUCUGAACACACCCCAACUCUUUCAAAUCUCGGAACUACAGCUGAGAUAUUCUCCAUCAAGGAUGAGACCGAUGAUAUUUCUGGCAUCUCCACUGUCAGGGUCAAGGCCAAAGGUCGUCAGAGAUUUGAGGUCAUUGACACACACAGAGAAGUUACAGGAAUCCUGGCAGGAAAGGUUCGCAUCCUGCCAGAGUGUUUGCUGACGGACAGUUUGAGUGGAGCUCGGCCACGGUCACUCUGCAAGUUCUGCUGCAACCCUGCUGACCAGGACUCAGUGGUCAAGACUGCUGUGGACAGACAAGGCAAUGUGCUUGCUUCAGUCAGCAUGGUGAACAACUUGCAGGUAAACAAGUUCAGCUGUGCCAAUUUUACUUGGUGGCCUCCGUGGGUUUACAAGAUGUAUGACACAAAAAACCUUUCUGAGAAGAUCCUGCGUGAGCUGCAGAGUUGGAACGAGGCGCUGCGGGUGUCAGUGUUCCCGCAGGACCCCACGGAGCUGUCGUACUGGGUGGCCCAGAACCUCCCCCUCGAUGACAGCAUGCGUCUGCAUCUGCUGGGCCUCAACUCCGCCGUGCAGAGACUUCGGUGUGAGCUCAGCAUCAUUCAGAAGUGCACAGUGCUCUGCUGCAAAGACUGCGGGACUCAGAUAACCCACAAAAAUGAGGUGUUCAGUAUGUCCAUGGAAGGGCCCCUCGGAGCCUACGUCAAUCCAGGCGGACAUGUUCACGAGACGCUCACCGUGUAUAAGAUUCAGAACCUCGGCCUCAUUGGUCGACCUUCCACUGAACACAGUUGGUUCCCUGGAUAUGCAUGGACGAUUGUGGAGUGCAAACACUGUUCCAGCCACAUGGGGUGGAGGUUCACGGCCUCCAAUAAAUCUCUCAACCCACAGAAGUUCUGGGGUCUGUGCCGAGCCUCUCUCAUUCCCGGAAUACAGAACACUGACGAUACUGAGGAGGAGUGGAUGCCUGUCAUGUGAUGGUCAUGUGAUUGUCAUGUGAUCUUAGUGAGCUGGUCAUGUGACCAGCCACUUUGGAUGGGACUGAUCAUCCAGCAAGUCUUUCAAUGGAGAAUGUUUUGCAUCUGUGUUAAACGCUGCUUUUCCAAAAAACAAGAUGGACACCAGUCAUGUGAUUGUCAUGUGACUUUUGUAGGUCACAUGAUUGUCAUAAGAGCCACCGGAGAGCCAGUCUGAGAUUUGAGACUUUCAGUGACUUGCUUGUUUGCAAACUUCUUGGUGCCCCUGCUACCUGGCAAAAUGGAUGGGUAUUUUGCAACUGAUUAUUUUGUGACUGAUUUGGAAGAAAAUGUGAUACUUUUGUAUUGCCAUUGUUUAUAAAGAAGUGUGAGAGAGUACAGAAGCUAUGAAAUCAGAAUGUGGGGGAGAUUGGUGAUAGAAUGAGCUGUAGUGGGAGAAUGUAACAUUGUGAUGUUGAUAACCAGAGUGUGGGGAAUUCAUAUUCUGUUGAAUGUCUAUUGCGAUUGUAAGUUGAAUUGUUUGAUAGGCAUUACUUAGAAGUUGACGGAUGACAAAGCAGACACAAAGUAAACAACUUCUUUUAUACUGUUACUGUUGCAUUUCGGUAAGAUCCUUAUACCGUUGUCAAGCAAGACUGAAUGAAGAACAUCGUAUACAGGUUAAACCGAAUAUAUAUAUAGUAGGUGGAGGAUUAACAGUAGAGGAUUAACAGUAACAACAAUUGCAUACAUGAGUGGGAUAACACCUGUUUCAUUAAGUAUUAGGCCAUCAUCAGAGGGAAGAGAAAAGGCUGAGCCGGUAGCAUCACAACAUAUUUCCAUAUUUAAAAGACAUUUUGGAAAUUGUAUCUUUUUUUCAUUUUAUUACAAAACAUAUAUCUUUGUUUACAAACUAUAUACAAUACUCAUAUUGAAAUAAAGAAAUCUAUAUU